GGCACUAGGAUUACUGAAUAAAGUAGAAGGACUGUAGGUAUUGUUUUGGUUCUUUAGGAAUCUAUUGCCGCCCUGAUGGUGUCUGAUGAUUUUUAAUCCUUGAGUGCUUCCACUGGAGUGUUACUCUACUCUGCACAACUGACGGGAGCACUGAAGGGUUGAGCUGGCUCCGAUUGUUUUGAAAGUCUUUCCGUCUGUUUCACGGACGUUAUUGAUCCUGUUCUCGUCUCAAGUCGGUACCUUGACGUGACUUUUCACCCAGAACCAUGAGUUACUUGAUGAAGACAGCAAUGCAAGGCCAGCGAGUUGACAAUGCAGGUUUUGACCUCAUUCAAAAUCGGAUCGAGUCAUUGAGCGGCAAGAUGGACACGCUCAUCAACCUUCAAGAAAAGGUCCUCAGUCGGCUGGAUGCUGAACCUGUAGGCACUGCAAAGGAGGAGAAUCCUAAAGUUAGCAAUGAAGAGAUCCUUGUCCCACGUGGAGAAGUGGGACAAGAAGUUAAGGAAAUAUACCAGGAAAUGAGCACCAUUAUGUCAGCGGUCAACCAGCGGUCUGAGAUGCAGGCUCUGAAGCUAGAAGGCAUGGAGAAACUGGUGCUCAGCAUGCAGCAGGUGAUCAGCUUCAUCGGGGAGACGGUUAAGAGCUCCAGAGUGAUGGAGCUCAUGUUCAAAGGGCCUGCCACCAGAAAGGGUAACAAAGGAAAGCAAGUUCUGAAGAUGAAAUCAUCAGACACCAAAAAAACUGAGAAGAAAACUACCUCUAACAAAGCCAGUAAAGGAAAUCAAGAGAUAACUUCUGUUUGUGAGCCUGCUCCUUCACAGCCGUCUCACAGGACAAAGCUCCACGGACCAAAGCAUUUCCUGGCUGCUCGCAAAUCCGCAACCUUUCUGAAAGAUCACAAAGGCAAGGACGGCGCAGAGAAGCCCAGUUUGAUUCCCAAAGGUCUGAAAGGCCAAAUGAAGAUGAAACCUCCGGACACAUCAGAGGUAGAUGUCUCAUUAAAGAAGCAGGCUUUGCUUCCGGAAGAGGUGCAGAAGCUUAACAGAGAGAAUGCGGAGAAGUCAGCUCACCAGCUCACCAAUGUAUAUUUGGAUCUGGAAACUGGCGUCCCUGCUCAAGAGCAACAGGAUCAUGGCGUAGAGGACCUUGCAGUUGCAUCCCAACAGGAGGCGGCUGGUGCAGAAGAGGAUGCGGCUAAGAUUUCUGACGGAGAUGUUGCUGAAGAAGAGCUCACGUUUGAUUUUCAUGAUGUAGAAGAAGAAGAAGUCCAGAAGAUAGAAGCGGAGGAGGAGUCCACAACCGAGGAUGCCUCCGAGGGCUCAGAGCUUCCUGAAAAUCAGAAAGAACAAACAAAUGCAAGUGGCGACUGCGACGUGGCCUCACCGUCUUCAGAAGAUGACGUGGACCAGAUAGUGGAGCUCAGCAUCGCCGAGGAACUGGUAGUGGUAGACGAAACCCCAAAGCCAGACGAGGAGGAAGAGGAUAAUAAAGAGGCAAAGGAAGAGGAUGAGCAGGAGCAGUCUGAGGACUGGGCCGUCUUCCGGGCGGAUGGGGUGGAGUUCCAGUUCGACCUGAAGGAGAGGCUGGAGCGAGAGAAGGAAACCAGAGGCGAGAACGAGGGACAGAAGGAGAAGGAGCACGUACAGCAAUACCAUAUUGAUACAGCUCCUCCUCCGGCAGCGCCGUUUAGUCACCGCAUCGUGUCGGCCAAGCCCAACCAGAUCAGCAACUUCUACACCAUCAACUGGCAGGAGGUUCUCGGCGGGGGUCGUUUUGGCCAAGUGCACAAAUGUGUUGAAAACUCAUCCGGUCUGACGCUGGCUGCCAAGGUCAUCAAGGCCAGGGCCCAGAAAGAAAAGGAGGUGGUGAAGAACGAGAUCCAAGUUAUGAACAAUCUUGACCACGCCAACCUGAUCCAACUGUAUGCAGCUUAUGAGUCGAGGAACGACAUCAUCCUUGUGCUUGAAUAUGUUGGUGGAGGCGAGCUUUUUAACAGAAUCAUUGAUGAAAACUACACUUUGAUGGAGCUGGACGCUGUGGUUUUCAUCAGGCAGAUCUGCGAGGGCCUGCAGCACAUGCACAAAAUGUACAUCCUACAUUUGGACUUAAAGCCGGAAAACAUCCUGUGUGUAAGCAGAGUCACAAAUAAAAUCAAGAUCAUCGACUUUGGCCUUGCCAGGAUAUACAAACCAAGGGAGAAGCUGCGAGUAAAUUUCGGGACACCGGAAUUUCUGGCCCCGGAAGUGAUCAACUACGACUUUGUUUCAUUUAACACAGACAUGUGGAGCCUCGGUGUCAUCACCUACAUGCUUCUCAGCGGCCUCUGUCCUUUCCUGGGCGACGACGACAACGAGACGCUCAACAACAUCUUGGCCUGCCAGUGGAAUUUGGAGGAGCAGGAGUUUGUGGACACAUCUGAAGAGGCCAAAGACUUUAUCUCCAGACUACUCGUCGUCAAUAAAAGUUGGAGGAUGGGCGCAUCAGAGGCCCUUAGACACCCUUGGCUGUCGGACCCGGUCCUUCAUCACAAACUUAAUACCAAGAAAACCAUGUGCCGAUCUCGACGUUCAUCAUGUGUGCCCCCAACAGAUAGUUGAGGUAGUGGAGGGCACCAAUGUGGCCACUCGGACCAAGCCUCCUGUAGCUGUACACCCGUCCUGUCAAAACCAGUCGAAUUCUGGCUGAUGAUGUCUUUGUAUGAGCCAAAAUGUACUAAUUGAUCGUAAAAAAUAUCCUAAGUCAGGGGUGUCAAACUCAAUUUAGCUCAGGGGCCGCAUGGAGGAAAAUCUGUGCACACGCGGGCCGGCCUAUUAAAAUCAUGGCAUUAAAACUAAAAACUAAAACAACUUCAGAUUGUUUUCUUUGUCUUACUUUGGCCCAAUAUUGAACAAACACAUUCUGAAAAUAUUACAAUAAAAAUAUAGAAAAAAAUACCAGCAGCGGUAAAGUUUAGAUCCAUGAAGAAAAGAAGAAAGUGAAUGAAUGUUUAUUUACAUAUGCAGAAAACAUUUACAUAUGCAUAACAAUUAGUUUUCUUUUUUUAUUUUAUUUUUUUUUAUGAAUUAAGGGUGUGCCGCCUUCCGCCCGAUUGUAGCUGGGAUAGGCUCUAGCACCCCCCGCAACCCCGAAGGGAAUAAGCGGUAGAAGAUGGAUGGAUGGAUGGAAUUAAGUAAUGUUUAUGACAACAUUUUUCCAAAACACAAUACAGAAUGUGAGAUAUAACAGGAUAAUGCAUACUUUUAUCAUUUGUUUUCAAAACGCUUACAAAAAAGUGGGACCCCAAAAAUGUACUGUGGGACCCCGUUUUUAUGACUUGAUGGGGACCCCAUUUUGAAAAUUCCAACACCAACUGUUAGUGCGGGCAAAACAUCAGCAAGCAGCUGUGGCCUGUGGGCCGGUUCCAAUAAUCAAAUAUCAUCCCGGGUGCCAUAGAUAAUUAUUUGCGGGCCAGAUCCUUGACUUUGACAUCCCUGUUUUAAGUCAUACCACAUGAGGCUGUCACGUGUCAUCCUGACCUCUUAAGCCAGUUGCAUUAAUGCAGUGGUGUUCAUUUUUUAAAAAUUUUUUUUUAAUAAAAGUACCACCUCAGAAAACACUUGGCUCUCCAGGUUCCACCAUAGUAGGCCUAAGUAUUUAUUAAAAACAAGUAUAUUUAAUAUUUUUGGCCACUGUAACAUUACACAGUUUGAACAGUAACGCUGUUUGAAUAUAGGCAAAUAAAACACUGUCCUUUAUUCAAGUACCACUAGCUAGAGCCAGCGUACCACAGUUUGAGAAUCACUGCAUUAAUGUAAGUUUCCACUUUGGGUGGCAGCAUUGCUUUGAAUACAGAAUGUGCAUCGAUCUUUCUGAUCUUGUUCAUUUUCAAACAUGCAUCCUCACUCUGCUGCCUUACAUUAAUUAUACACAUAUAUCUUCACAUUGCAUUUAGUUUCAGUGUCAUUUUUGCCGUCAAAUCAGAUCAAAUUUGUGUAUGUAAUUUAGUGUCUUCUAGUACGCGCACUUUAUGAUUGUAUUUAUUUAAAAGCUACUGUAGGUUCCACUGGCCUUGUGUGGCUGUUUUUUUUUUUGCCAUUAAGUAAUUUUUACAAAAAAAAAAAUGUCUUAUCAUGUUUUCACUUUAAAUCCGUGUCUGCACAAAUAUGAAGUUAUUUUUUUUAAAUAUUUUUAAAUCAAUGUACUGUAUGCAUGAGCUGUCAACCUACACUGGUGCCACUUUUGCUGUGUUAGAGAUGCCCCCCACAUGAUAGAUGUCUAUCACCUUCUGUGAAGGUUUACAAUAUAACUAAAAGGAACACACCACCUACCUACUGUUGUGUAUGACACUCUUGUUAGCACCACCCUUUUUAAUUUUAUGAUGUUUGUUCAAAUGUUUGUCCAAGUUAAACUUGUUACUUUCACUGAUUAAGCAUGUAUUAUUUUUUGUCUACACACCCAAUAAAUUGUGUCUUAAACUCAGGUGGUUUGUUUCUUGACAGCACACAUGUUUAAUAUUGUAGUUUCUUCAAAAUAGCCACCCUUUGCUCUGAUUACUGCUUUGCACACUCUUGGCAUUCUCUCGAUGAGCUUCAAGAGGUAUCACCUGAUAUGGAUUUCACGUCACAGGUGUCAUAGUUUUGAUGCCUUCAGUGACAAUCUACAAUGUAAAUAGUCUUGAAAAUAAAGUACGCU
Messenger RNA from Entelurus aequoreus (snake pipefish), 4671 nucleotides. RefSeq names its product myosin light chain kinase family, member 4a (gene mylk4a). NCBI's taxonomy places the organism in Eukaryota, Metazoa, Chordata, Actinopteri, Syngnathiformes, Syngnathidae. Gene Ontology annotation, cellular component: cytoplasm; nucleus. The transcript has 15 exons. The record is from RefSeq and is a predicted model, not a curated record. Gene Ontology annotation, molecular function: ATP binding; protein serine/threonine kinase activity. Bases 267 to 2597 code for a protein of 776 amino acids. Gene Ontology annotation, biological process: positive regulation of apoptotic process; intracellular signal transduction; protein phosphorylation.